This is a messenger RNA of Endocarpon pusillum Z07020, 1164 nucleotides long. Its product is annotated as Saccharopine dehydrogenase. The record is from RefSeq and is a predicted model, not a curated record. Gene Ontology annotation, cellular component: cytoplasm. Lineage: Eukaryota; Fungi; Ascomycota; Eurotiomycetes; Verrucariales; Verrucariaceae. The transcript is spliced from 7 exons. The coding region runs from base 1 to 1164 and encodes 387 amino acids. Gene Ontology annotation, molecular function: saccharopine dehydrogenase activity.
AUGGCUCCUCAACGUCAUCCCAGCGGCUCUGGUUUCGUUACCAGGCCCACUUUGGAUGUUUUGAGCGACGCUGGCAUUGAGGUCUCUGUUGCCUGCAGAACUCUCGACAGCGCAAAGAAGCUCUCCGAGGGCGUCAAGCUCGCAAAGCCAAUCUCCCUCGAUGUCACCGACAACAAAGCCCUUGACACUGCGGUAGCACAGCACGAUCUUGUUAUUAGCUUGAUCCCAUACACUUUCCACGCUACCGUCAUCAAGUCCGCGAUCCGAAACAAGAAGAACGUUGUCACCACGAGUUAUAUCUCCCCAGCCAUGCUCGAGCUUGAACAAGAGGCAAAGAACGCAGGAAUCACAGUUAUGAACGAGAUUGGUACUCUGAGAUAUGAAGGAUUCCCAGAAUUCGUCAAGGUUCUAGUCGAUAUUGGCUUCCUCAGCGACGAGGAGCAGAGCUUCUUGAAGGAGCCAAUCACCUGGAAGCAAGCCACUCAGAAGAUUCUCGAUGCUUCUUCAUCAAGCGAGAAUGAUCUCUUAUGGGCAAUUUCAUCAAAAACGACCUUCAAGGAUAACGAUGAGAAGAACCGAUUGAUGGCAGGUCUCAAGUGGACUGGCAUCUUCUCGGAUUCAAAGAUUACCCCAAAAGGAAAUCCGCUGGAUACUCUGUGCGCCACUCUUGAAGAAAAGAUGCAGUACGAGGAGGGUGAGCGUGACUUAGUGAGUUUCAAGGUGCUCCAACAUAAGUUCGAGAUCGAGAACAAGGACGGUAGCAAGGAGACCAGAACUUCUACUCUCUGCGAGUACGGUGCUCCGACUGGAUCGGGAGGCUACUCAGCAAUGGCGAAAUUAGUCGGCGUACCGUGCGGAGUCGGCAAGUCUCCCCUCUUUCUGAAGUUCCUUCCGACACUGCAAUCAUUCUCAAGAGGCGAAGGUGUAUUGCCACCUGAAGGUUCACUCUUGACCGCUCUGGGUCUCAGACGGUGUCUCAAACCCCACUCACUUCUGAAAAGAGAAAUUGCUAACGUUCUGUUUCAUACAGCCGUCAAACAAGUACUUGAUGGCACGAUCUCCGACAAAGGCAUUCUCGCGCCAAUGAACUCCCGGAUCAACGAUCCAUUGAUGAAGGAGUUGAGGAAGUACGGUAUCGAGUGUAAGGAGGAGAUUAUCGCUUAG